This is a messenger RNA of Ostrea edulis (European flat oyster), 1180 nucleotides long. RefSeq lists its product as uncharacterized. The coding region runs from base 151 to 996 and encodes 281 amino acids. The record is from RefSeq and is a predicted model, not a curated record. NCBI's taxonomy places the organism in Eukaryota, Metazoa, Mollusca, Bivalvia, Ostreida, Ostreidae. The transcript has 6 exons.
UUGUUGUUUUGAAAUGAACUCUCGUCAUACGCGUGAUAUAACGAUAUAGCCCAAAUCCUGGCUGUCAAAAAUUGGCGUUUACCUGUUGUACACGAGAGAAGCGAGGUCAACAGGGUACCAGUUUACCUUCGCAUGAGAUAAGGAGUAAACAUGUGUAAUGGUGUAGGCCCAUAUGUCGCAUUUAUAACAUCUAUGAUUUUCUGUUGUUUAGAGACUGGUGGACAAACGAUAACAUUAUGUUCCAAUCCUGUUAAACAAAGUUCAUGCUUAAUAACAUGCAGUACACCAGAUACUACGCAAGAUGUUACAUUUUUCCGGGGGCCUUCAUUACAAGGAGGUUGCAUUUAUACAAGAGGACCCCCAAUUUGUCCUCCGGAUAUAUCUCAGAAAGGAACCGUUACUAUAUUCACCAUUUCAUCACUGUCCAAACCUGCAAAUGAAGGAGACUGGACGUGCAAAUAUGGAGCCCAGACUUCAACAGCUGAGACUCUGACAGUAUAUACUGAGCCAUCAGUAACAACCUUCAUAAACGGAUCAAGCACAACACCAGUACCAUGGACAGCAUUCAAGAUAGUAAACAUAUCAGCAAGAAGUUACUGUUUUUUCCCAUCAGUCAACUCAGCAAAUCUUCAAUACAGCGUUGGGAUAUUUGGAUCACUACAGCUAUUAACUACAAUUUCAGUAGUUGGAAUACAAGGCUCUAGUGUAGGAUGUGACGUUUAUGAAUUUGACUUACAAGCAAAUGCAACAGUAGACAUAGAAUCGUCAACAUAUGCAGAACUGUCUGGAAAAUCAAAUGUUUACUUCCAGAUCACAUUCACAAGUAACCUUGGGACUCAGUAUUCAACAGAUUUCAGACUUGGGCCAUAUGAUUUUGAAGGAUUGUUUUCUACGACUCCCUCCCCCUUUUUCCAGCGGAUACGGAGAAAAUGGAGGUUGAUCAUCUCAAUAUCGACCGGAAGACUUAUUCGUUGCUUGCAACGAUAUCGUGUCUAGUACUAUUAAGCGUCCAGUGUGGACCAAUUUUUGGUGGGAUGAUAACAUGAAUAAGAAAGACACGAGAAUUUGAGGAGAUACCGUGAAUUCUUCAAUCAAUGUACCAUUACAAGAUAUGUGAUUUGCAUUUAACUCAUUACGUUGUAUCUUCUUUACUAAUAAAUUCAAUAAAUGAUGAAAAUAA